AUGGAAGUUAAGCCUCCAAGGAUAUAUUUGAUUUCCACACUCUUGGACGAUACCAUAAGUGCUCCGACAGACACGAGAAAGUUGCUGCAGCGUCUACGAGAGGCAGAGGAGAGUCUACGAGAGGCAGAGGAGAGUCUACGAGAGGCAGAGGAGAGUCUACGAGAGGCAGAGGAGAGAGCUGCACGAGAGGCAGAGCGAGCCAAUCGAGCAGAAACCAAAAGGGACCAAGCAGCGAUCGAACGGGACCAAGCAGCAAUCGAACGGGAUCAGGAGAGGGAACAGACUCGACCGAUAACCCUGGAUGAAUAUCUGGAGGCCUGCCACAAUCUCAUCUACACACACCUUACGGUUGAAAGUAACCCGUCCAGGACCACUACCAGCAGCAUCCGUACCUACAAUAAGCUUGUUCCGGAGCACCUCAAGCGGUAG
Molecule: messenger RNA, 429 nt
Organism: Clonostachys rhizophaga
Lineage: Eukaryota; Fungi; Ascomycota; Sordariomycetes; Hypocreales; Bionectriaceae
Source: the annotation of a GenBank genome assembly